AUGGCUGACAGCGAGCGACGCACCAAGCGAUCUCGGUUCGACCAAACGGAAUCUGAAUCCCGGAGAUCCCGAUUUGAUCGACGCUCCCGUUCUCCUUCGACACGACAGUCUGAAUCCGCGCGAGAAAGGAGCCCUAUAAGCCGACAGCCUCAGAGCCCCGCAAACGAUGACAAGAGAAAGCCCAGCACGCCGUCUGAUCCCGCUGCUGCUGCAGCGAUGGCUGCCGCCAAAAUCAAGGCGCAGCUAGAAGCCCGUGGGGUUCAACAAUCUAGCACUCCGCCCGUCCGUUCAACCGCAAGCCCUUCCGUAAAAUCUCCUUCCUCGGCCACGCAACAGUUCCCAAAUCUCAAUGGUGAGAUCUAUAUCGCGGAUGGAGAUUACAUCAAAGACAUUGAGGUCAAUGACCUUCGGAACCGUUAUACACUGACAAAAGGCGCGACGCAGAGAAUGAUUAAAGAUGAAACUGGCGCCGAUGUCACUACUAGGGGAAGCUAUCUCCCGGAUAAAAGCAUGGCAACUCCUUCGAACCCGCCGCUGUACCUUCAUGUAACGAGCACAUCGAAAGAAGGACUGGAGAAAGCUAUCGCCAAGAUCGAGGAGCUCAUGAAGCAGGAGUUGCCGGAUCUUGUCGACCAACGAAGAUUCCAACGUAAAGAGCGCGAACCAGUUGAACGGGACGAGUUCGGCCGUCGUAAAUGGCCCGAGGAACGUAUCCCGAUUGGGCUUGAGUCGCUGCCCGGUUUUAACCUCCGUGCACAGGUGAUCAAAGGCCGCGGAUCAGGAUUCAAGGAACAUGGCACCAAUCAGGAAAGCGACGAGCCCAUGUACCUUCAUGUUUUAGGCCCUGACCCCGUUGAGGUGCAAAAGGCCAAAGAACUUUGUGAAGACCUGCUGGCAAACGUCAAGGAGCAAUUCGAACGAUUUAAAGAGCAACCUCCUCCACAACGUGGUUACGGCGGAGGUUACGGCCAACGCGACCGCCAACACUAUGGUGUCGGCUAUGGCGCAGGUGGUGGAGGCUAUAAUAACCAAUCUCCCCAGACUCCCUCUGCCAUGAGUCCGCCAGCGGCGAACGCACCGGGAACAGCACAAGCUCCAGGGGCCGCAAGCACAGCAGAUUACAGCGCUCAAUAUUCGCAAUAUUAUGGGAGGGAGCAGAUCCUAUAUCAACAGCAGGUAGCCGCUCAGCAGCAAGCUCAAGGAACCUCCGCGUCUCCGCCGCCCCCUCCACCUGCCUCUGAGGCCCCACCGCCGCCGCCGCCACCGUCAUCUAACACUCCUCCACCGCCUCCUCCUUCAGGUGGAUACAACGCUGUAUGUUCGACCUAG
This is a messenger RNA of Uncinocarpus reesii 1704, 1329 nucleotides long. RefSeq lists its product as uncharacterized. Gene Ontology annotation, cellular component: nucleus. Bases 1 to 1329 code for a protein of 442 amino acids. NCBI's taxonomy places the organism in Eukaryota, Fungi, Ascomycota, Eurotiomycetes, Onygenales, Onygenaceae. Gene Ontology annotation, molecular function: RNA binding. The transcript has 10 exons. The record is from RefSeq and is a predicted model, not a curated record.